Messenger RNA from Aspergillus caelatus, 4456 nucleotides. RefSeq names its product a-pheromone processing metallopeptidase Ste23. Gene Ontology annotation, cellular component: mitochondrion; cytosol. Bases 697 to 4260 code for a protein of 1187 amino acids. Gene Ontology annotation, biological process: peptide catabolic process. NCBI's taxonomy places the organism in Eukaryota, Fungi, Ascomycota, Eurotiomycetes, Eurotiales, Aspergillaceae. The transcript is spliced from 2 exons. Gene Ontology annotation, molecular function: metal ion binding; metalloendopeptidase activity. The record is from RefSeq and is a predicted model, not a curated record.
AUAGCUUCCCGCCGUUUACAUAUAUAAUGUAGAAUUUAUGUAAACCCCAAUGAACAAUGAGCCCAUUGUUAAUAAUGGUCACGGGAAUAUACUACCUGGUUAUGUAUGAAAAUUUGUGCAUUUCAACUGUUGCUUUUCGAAAGUAGCAAGAAUAGAUCCUAAAUUUUGUAUGGAACGGGGUAUGUUCUAACAAUGCUCUUCUGUCAUUGGGAAAUGGCCAUCGUUGGUCAAUGACUCACUGUGCAAGACAGUUUCGUGGGUGACUAUCCCCUUGUGUCUCUGGAAAACGUAGAACGCUGCCUGAGCUGAGGGGAUGUACAUGUCUAAAAGUAUACUAACCCUGAUCAGUGAUGGUCUGUAUGGAGGCCUUUUUUCGGGAUGCAUUAUUGUGGGGAGGAGGCUUCACCGCCUGCAAUCCGAGGGGAUCUCCACCUCACCGCCCUGCCAUUAAUCAUCAUCCAAUGGUUUCCUUGAGUUUGAACAGCAUUGUUGAAAUGUCGUGAUCGUUGUCAUUCUUUCUCCCAACCUCUCUCUUAUUGCUACUCCUCGGCAUACCCUAUUCUCGUUGUAAAGUUUCUUUGUGGGGACCACCUCCUUAUCCAACUGACGUGGACCCGCAUUGACCCGGUGGCCACAUUCAUAAGUUCGCCGCCGGCAGCUCGCUCGAGCGGCUUCUUAAGAUAAUCCCGUUCUCGCAUGCCUCCAAGGUCCCCGUCCUCUGCAGCCCUCCGCCUGUGGAACGCUAGGAGUCCCUCAUUUUCAACUCCAGUUUAUCGCUCUAUUGCAAAUUCCGGCGCCCUUGCGGCGAUCGCCUCUCCUUCAUCGAUUUCGCCACGGUUCUUCUCGCAUCGCUCUCCCUGGUCAUCCCGUGUGUGCACUCAUCAUUCCCAUCUCUUGUCGAUUCGUGCCCCAUUUUCUACCAGAACCGCAGCCAUGGCCUCGAUAGAACGCAUUACGGAGCAGUUGGACAAGCCGGAGUUGGAUGACCGCUCGUACCGCGUCAUUCGCCUCCCGAACAAGCUGGAGGCCCUUCUUGUUCAUGACCCUGAUACGGACAAGGCAAGCGCAGCCGUCAAUGUUAAUGUUGGCAAUUUUUCAGAUGCAGAUGAUAUGCCAGGCAUGGCUCAUGCUGUUGAGCAUUUACUCUUCAUGGGAACUGAAAAGUAUCCUAAGGAAAACGCAUAUAACCAAUAUCUAGCAUCCCAUUCUGGAUCGUCUAACGCUUACACUGCUGCCACGGAGACGAACUACUUUUUUGAAGUGUCUGCUACCUCAGAGUCGAGCGAUGGGUCGUCCAGUAGCAACAGUACCCCGACAAACGGGACAACCCCUACCGGACAGACAGACAGCUCUGAAUCCCCGAAUAGUAGUAAACCGUCUCCUUUAUAUGGCGCUCUCGAUCGCUUUGCGCAAUUUUUCGUGGCGCCGCUUUUCUUAGAGUCAACGCUGGACCGCGAGCUGAGGGCAGUAGAUUCUGAAAACAAGAAGAACUUGCAAAGCGACCUGUGGCGUUUAAUGCAACUAAACAAGUCUCUCUCGAAUCCUGCACAUCCCUAUCACCAUUUCUCCACGGGCAAUUUGCAGACGUUGAAAGAAGAUCCGCAAAAACGCGGGCUGAACGUUCGCGAUGAGUUCAUCAAAUUCUAUGAGAAGCAUUACUCAUCUAAUCGGAUGAAGUUGGUGGUUCUAGGACGCGAAACACUGGACGAAAUGGAGCAAUGGGUUGGAGAUCUCUUUGCUGGUGUAAAGAAUAAAGAUCUGCCACAAAACCGUUGGGACGAUGCUCAGCCUUGGCUAGCUGACGAUAUGUGUAAACAGGUUUUUGCCAAGCCUGUAAUGGAUACUCGCUCGCUUGACAUCUACUUCCCUUUCUUAGAUGAGGAGCAUAUGUAUGAGUCCCAACCAAGUCGGUAUAUCAGUCACUUGAUUGGUCAUGAGGGUCCCGGCAGUAUUUUGGCUUAUGUGAAGGCAAAAGGUUGGGCCAACGGCUUGUCUGCUGGUGUUAUGCCCAUUUGCCCAGGAUCUGCAUUCUUCACCAUCUCGAUACGGUUGACAAAGGAGGGUUUACGGCAAUACCGCGAAGUCGCGAAGGCGGUGUUCGAAUAUAUUGCGUUGAUCAAAGAACGGGAGCCCGAGCAGUGGAUCUUCGACGAAAUGAAGAAUCUAGCAGAGGUCGAAUUUCGGUUCAAACAGAAGACGCCGGCCAGCCGAUUUACUAGUCGCCUGAGUAGCGUCAUGCAGAAGCCAUUGCCUCGGGAUUGGUUGCUCAGCGGCUCGCUCCUGAGGAGCUACAACCCGGAGUUGAUCAAGAAGGCACUGUCGUACUUGCGCGCCGAUAAUUUCAGAAUGGUUGUCGUUGCUCAGGACUACCCGGGAGACUGGGACCUUAAAGAGAAAUGGUACGGCACCGAAUACAAGGUCGAGGACGUCCCGAAAGACUUCUUGGCUGAGAUUCAGGAAGCCUUGAAUAGCACCCCGGAAACUAGGCUUUCUGGUCUGCACAUGCCCCACAAAAACGAAUUCGUCCCCACCCGACUCUCCGUGGAGAAGAAGGAGGUCUCGGAGCCAGCAAAGACCCCAAAGCUUAUUCGCCAUGAUGAUCAUGUACGUCUCUGGUUCAAGAAGGACGAUCGGUUUUGGGUGCCUAAAGCCACUCUCCAUGUCACUCUCCGGAAUCCACUGGUGUGGGCUACCCCCGCAAAUCUUGUAAAAUCAAAGUUAUAUUGUGAGCUUGUCAGAGAUGCUUUGGUGGAAUAUUCCUACGAUGCUGAGCUUGCCGGGCUGGACUAUAACCUUUCUGCCAGUAUUUUUGGUCUUGAUGUGUCGGUUGGCGGAUAUAAUGACAAAAUGGCAGUGCUUCUUGAGAAGGUACUCACUAGCAUGCGUGACCUAGUUGUCAACCCAGACCGGUUCCAUGUCAUCAAGGAACGCUUGUCACGAGGAUAUAAGAACGCGGAGUAUCAGCAGCCGUUCUAUCAAGUUGGCGACUACACACGUUAUCUGACUGCCGAGAAAGCAUGGCUCAAUGAGCAAUAUGCUGCUGAACUGGAGCACAUUGAACCCGAGGAUAUUUCGUGUUUCUUCCCCCAGCUGCUCCGCCAGAAUCAUAUCGAGGUGUUAGCGCACGGUAACGUGUACAAAGAGGACGCCCUUCGGAUGACAGAUUCUGUGGAGAGCAUCCUUGAGAGCCGUCCCUUGCCCCAGUCUCAAUGGCAUGUGAGGCGCAACGUGAUCAUCCCUCCUGGGGCCGACUUUAUCUAUGAGCGGGCACUGAAGGAUCCCGCAAACGUCAAUCACUGCAUAGAAUAUUAUCUGUUUGUCGGAAACAUGACAGACGACGCUCUCCGAGCGAAGCUUUUGCUGUUUGCCCAAAUGACCGACGAGCCUGCAUUCGACCAACUCCGAAGCAAAGAGCAACUGGGGUACGUCGUUUGGAGUGGCGCACGUUAUUCAGCCACGACUAUCGGUUACCGAGUCAUUAUCCAGAGUGAGCGUACUGCCCAGUAUCUGGAGUCCAGAAUCAAUGCAUUCCUGAGCAACUUUGGCAAGGCGUUAGAAGAGAUGUCCGAUGAAGAAUUCGAGGGCCACAAACGGAGUGUCGUCAACAAGCGCUUAGAGAAACUUAAGAAUCUGGGCUCCGAGACCACUCGGUUCUGGACCCAUGUUGGUUCUGAAUAUUUCGACUUUGUGCAGAACGAGUCCGACGCUGCUAACGUCCGGACCUUGAGCAAACCCGACCUUAUCAAAUUUUAUCAACAGUAUAUUGAUCCCGAGUCAACAACACGGGGUAAGCUUUCAGUGCAUCUGAAGGCUCAGGCUGGCGCCGAUACCACCGAGCCCAACGAGAGAAACUCUGCGUUAUCGUCGCUACUUGCCAAGCAGUUGGAGACAGCUGGGUUUGCCGUCGAUAACGAUCGCCUGAAGAUCGCAAUUGAAAAACUCGACAUUUCCGCUGGCAACGAGGGUCAAAUUUUGGCUGCCCUUAAGACGUUCCUUACCUCUGAGGUGAAUUUGUUCGAGGAGCAAAUCAAGCCGGUCCUUGAACAGGCCGAACAGAACAUAGGCUUGCAUUUGAAGCAACUCGGACUUGAGUCUAACAAGGAAGCAUCCGUGACGAAUGGCGUUGGAAAACUUGGAGAAAGGCAACACCCGACCUUUAUCACCAAUGUUUCCGAGUUCAAGGCACGCCUUGCUGUCAGCGCUGGCCCUAGCCCUGUGACGGACUUGAGCGAAUAUGAGGACUUUGAUGCCAAGCUCUAAGAGUAGAAUCUAAAAAGGUAUAUUCCUAUUUUCUCUUAGACAUAGCCAAUCUGUAUAGAUUCAGCAUUGAACAUGUGGGUGUUGGGGUGAGUGAUGGGUAAGGCAUCGGUUGGGGUUAUUGGAGCUAUGAGAUCUUGAUAUGUACGUAGUAGAUCCAUUUAGAAACCAAGCGGUUCAGAUAUUGAUAUAACAUUAU